This is a messenger RNA of Pogona vitticeps (central bearded dragon), 3388 nucleotides long. It is a transcript of the gene PPP2R1A, whose product is annotated as protein phosphatase 2 scaffold subunit Aalpha. Gene Ontology annotation, cellular component: cytosol; protein phosphatase type 2A complex; cytoplasm. The record is from RefSeq and is a predicted model, not a curated record. Gene Ontology annotation, molecular function: protein binding; protein phosphatase regulator activity. Gene Ontology annotation, biological process: protein dephosphorylation; chromosome segregation. Lineage: Eukaryota; Metazoa; Chordata; Lepidosauria; Squamata; Agamidae.
CGUAAACCGCCCCUGCAAGGCGUCAGCGUGAACCCCGCGCACCCUUCAGAACCGAAGCCGGGAGCUAAAAUGGCGGCUGCCGACGGAGAUGACUCCCUUUACCCUAUUGCUGUGCUGAUCGAUGAGCUUCGGAACGAAGACGUUCAGCUUCGUCUGAACAGCAUCAAGAAGCUGUCUACCAUAGCACUGGCUUUGGGCGUUGAGCGGACACGCAGUGAACUCUUGCCUUUUCUCACAGAUACUAUUUACGAUGAAGAUGAAGUUUUGCUCGCUCUGGCAGAACAGCUGGGGACUUUCACAGCUCUGGUUGGGGGCCCUGAAUAUGUCCACUGCUUGCUGCCUCCACUUGAGAGCCUUGCUACAGUUGAGGAGACGGUCGUGCGGGACAAGGCAGUGGAGUCCCUCCGAGCGAUCUCCCACGAACAUUCUCCAUCGGAUCUCGAGGCCCACUUUGUGCCUCUGGUGAAGCGCCUGGCUGGUGGUGACUGGUUCACUUCCCGCACUUCCGCUUGUGGCCUCUUCAGCGUCUGUUACCCCAGAGUUUCCAGUUCGGUCAAAGCUGAGCUUCGGCAGUACUUCCGUAACUUAUGCUCAGAUGAUACUCCAAUGGUGAGGCGAGCCGCAGCCUCCAAGCUGGGUGAAUUUGCCAAGGUCUUGGAACUGGAACAUGUCAAGAGUGAGAUCAUCCCCAUGUUCUCCAACCUAGCUUCUGAUGAGCAGGACUCUGUGCGCUUGUUGGCUGUGGAGGCAUGUGUUAACAUUGCUCAGCUGCUGCCACAGGAAGACCUGGAAUCUUUGGUCAUGCCCACACUACGGCAAGCAGCGGAGGACAAAUCUUGGCGUGUCCGUUAUAUGGUGGCUGAUAAGUUCACAGAGCUCCAAAAAGCUGUUGGGCCAGAAAUCACGAAGACUGACUUAGUGCCGGCGUUCCAGAACCUCAUGAAAGACUGCGAAGCUGAAGUCCGGGCUGCUGCCUCCCACAAAGUCAAAGAAUUCUGUGAGAACCUGUCUCCUGAUUGCCGUGAAAAUGUCAUCAUGACUCAGAUCUUGCCCUGCAUCAAGGAACUGGUGUCAGAUGCCAACCAACAUGUCAAAUCAGCCUUGGCGUCAGUGAUCAUGGGUCUGUCUCCCAUUUUGGGCAAGGACAACACAAUUGAGCACCUUCUCCCUCUCUUCCUCGCUCAGCUCAAAGAUGAAUGCCCCGAAGUACGUCUCAACAUAAUCUCCAACCUGGACUGUGUGAAUGAAGUGAUUGGCAUCCGGCAGCUGUCCCAGUCCCUUCUGCCAGCCAUUGUGGAGCUGGCAGAGGAUGCGAAGUGGCGUGUGCGGUUGGCCAUCAUUGAGUACAUGCCCCUGUUGGCUGGGCAGCUGGGGGUAGAAUUCUUUGAUGAGAAGCUGAACUCCCUUUGCAUGGCAUGGCUGGUGGAUCACGUCUAUGCCAUCCGAGAGGCGGCGACUAGUAACCUCAAGAAGCUAGUGGAGAAGUUUGGCAAAGACUGGGCUCAUGCCACAAUCAUCCCAAAGGUGCUGGCCAUGUCCAACGACCCCAACUACUUACACCGCAUGACCACGCUUUUCUGCAUCAACGUGCUGUCGGAAGUGUGUGGACAGGAAAUCACUACCAAGCACAUGCUUCCCACCGUGUUGCGAAUGGCAGGGGAUGCGGUAGCCAAUGUCCGCUUCAAUGUGGCUAAAUCUCUUCAGAAAAUUGGACCAAUCCUGGACAACAGCACUCUUCAGAAUGAAGUAAAGCCGGUGCUGGAGAAACUAACACAGGAUCCAGAUGUGGAUGUCAAAUACUUUGCUCAGGAGGCACUGACUGUAUUGGCGCUGGCUUGAGCCUUAGGAUCUGGCUUCGUUGUCUCUACAGCUUGGAUGCCGUUGGACCGAUCCUUCCUCCCCGCUUUCCCUGCAUGUGUAUUGCCGGCCAUACUUGCCAUCGGAUCCACAAGGUGGUAUCAGCCAGCAUCUGAGUCUUGUCCCCUCUCCCCCCCAAGUUCAUCUUCUCCUACUCUUUAGCUCCAUGUUCCCCAAACCUUCUUGGGCAGCUGUAAUGUUCUCUUCCUUUUCCAUCUUAGACAAAUUCAUUUUUUUAAAACCUUGUUUCAUCAUCAGGAGACAACAAAUGGGUAACCCCCAGUGCAGGCUUGCAGGAGAGGCAGAGCAGCCCCUUAGUACUUCAUUUGGCAUGAUAAACAUGACCUGGGCGCAGGGCAAAAUGUGGCCUUGGCCUCCGUUUGGUCAUUGUUUGCAUGAGAAUAUCCCCAGGGUACUGUUUGUAGCUGAGCAUGUAGGAUCUUUAUGCCUUGCCUCUUUAUCCUUGCUUACUUGGCAGCCAGACUACUUUUGCUACUCUCAUAUUCCAAAUAUGAAGUUCUGUUUUUUUUUCCCUUCAUUCAGCUUCAUAGCUCAAGUUGCGGAAUAUUUGAUUCAAAAUGAGAUGGUUGCCAGGGAAGCUGAACCCAAUUUUAAUCCUAUCCUGAUUAGAUUUGUUGAAAAGAAUGGGAUUUAUUGGUCACUUCAUAUAUGAAUCCCAUUUAUUCCAAGGGGGUCUACAUGAGAUGAGGCUAAAAUGAGAUUUAGUCCUCGGUUAAGAAAAGUUCUCCUUGGCUUAAAAUGGAGUGCAGAGCUCCCUCCGCAGUGUUCCUAUGAAAGAUGGAAAGAGCUGUAAUAAAAGAGCUUCUGUUAAAAUCUGCCUGUUGAUUAAAUUUGCAACUGACAAUUUUCUCUUGUCUGGGUAUAUGAGCCUGUCUUAGCUAGAGGAAGGGAGGUGUUGGAAUCGCAUCUGUAGUUAGGGCAAGAGACAGCAGCUAUUACAGAACACGGUGCUCAAGAUGGUGGUUAUGAAGCUGUUAGGUAUUGAAUUGCCUAAGUUCUGGAGUACUAUCUCUGAACAAAAAUCAGCCACCGAUUCCCCUGCCUUAAGCCAGCUUCCAGGCUAGGCCCUUUGUAAUGGAGAGGCACAUUUCAAGGGCAGCUGGGAAGGAUGGGAGGAAUGAAGGGGAUGUCAGAUUGCCAGAUCCUGAGAGGUGGCGAUCAAGUGAAUUUCUCCAGUGGCAUUUGGGCUUAUCUAGUGGUGUGUAAACUUAUCAGAAUUCCCAUUCCUAUCAUGUGACCACAGAAAAUAGGAUAACUUCUCUUUUCCCAUUUUCAAACUUUGUCCAGUUAUCUCCGAAAUGAUCCGUUUCCUGCUGCCACCUCUGUGGCUGUCUUGCACUGGACGAGUGAAGCAAGUAUGUGUGUGCGCGCACGUGCGUGCUAACCACACACUUCCUAACAAAUACACCCGCACAAUGUUAGUGGCAUGUCAUUUUUUUAAUUGUUGAUUUGUGUGUGUACACUUGUUUUGUUUUUUCCUGUCUCUGAUUAAUAAAAUGCUCAAUCAUUA